This is a messenger RNA of Hirundo rustica (Barn swallow), 2207 nucleotides long. It is a transcript of the gene TNIP3, whose product is annotated as TNFAIP3 interacting protein 3. Lineage: Eukaryota; Metazoa; Chordata; Aves; Passeriformes; Hirundinidae. Bases 180 to 1460 code for a protein of 426 amino acids. The transcript is spliced from 13 exons. Gene Ontology annotation, biological process: cellular response to lipopolysaccharide; regulation of transcription by RNA polymerase II. The record is from RefSeq and is a predicted model, not a curated record.
GGUGAACUGCAGCAGCGAGCGGCCGCUUCCGUGCUGCGGCUUUGCAGUUCUUCUGAGCAGCCUCGGAAGCAGCGAGGGCUCUGCACAGGGGAAGUGCACUUGAGAGCGUGGAGUGCUUGCUCUGGCUGCUGCCUGAGGUCCCGGAACCUCAGCCCAGAAUUGCUUAGAAAAAGCGCCGCAUGCCCUGGCUUAUCCAGGAUUUUGCAACAUUUAGCCAGACAGAGAAGGGCUGGAUUUCUUUCGCAAGGUGUGAAAGUAAAGAGCUGGAUGUUGAAAUAAGGAACCUGAUAGGGAAGAGCAACACUUUUGAGUCGUGUGAGGACCCCAGGCCUCUUGCCCAAGAGAGGCUGAACCCUCAGAGAACUUCAUGUUCCCUUAAGACCCACAGCAAAGGAAACGCUCCAGGCCAGCUUGGAUACACCUGGGCAGGUGGAAGUGACAUGGAAGCUCCAGCAGAACCACUGGAAUCAAGGCACACAUUACUGAGCAAAAAGAAGCCUUUAUCAUCCAAUUCUCUGGAGCAACAGAUCCUCACACUGGAAAGACAGAGACGAGAGCUUCUGGAGGUGAACAAGCAAUGGGAUCAUCAAUUUAGAAGCAUGAAACAGCUUUAUGAAAAGCAGGUAACAAUGCUGACAACUUCUGUGUGCCACCUGCUGACAGUUGAAUCUGUGUUUAAAUGUCAGCCAGCCAUAGCCAUGCUGACAGAGAUGAAGGCAAAGCUGGACGUGUCGGAGAGGAGAGUGAGCGAGCUGGAGCAGGAGAGACACUGGCAGCGUCCAGAGGAGGACAGGUGGCGAGCUCUGGGCAGAGAGAGGCUGCUGCAGGAAAAGAAAGAUACAGAGGUCCUCAGUGAAGCUCUCCAUGAAAUGAAGGAAGAGAACAGGCUCCUGAAGCAGAAGAACGCUUCAAUGACCAGAAAGAAGGAACACUAUGAGAGUGAAAUAAGUCGCCUCAACAAGGCCCUUCUGGAUGCGUUGAAAAAGCAGCACCCACCCGUUGUCGGGACUCCUCCAGGGAAGGGUGACAGGAACAGCAUCGAGGAGAUGAGAACCCAACUUGAAGUUCUUAAACAGCAGGUCCAAAUAUACGAGGAAGACUUCAGAAAGGAGAGAUCUGACCGAGAGAGGCUUAAUGAGGAGAAAGAAGCAUUGCAGAAAAUUAAUGAGAGAUUACAAUCUCAACUGAGUAAACUCAGCUCUCAGACAAAAGACCUCCCAGUACAGCCUGCGAGGCCCAGUUACCCAGCUCCACUCUUCCUCUCUCCCUGUGUCAGUUAUGGGGGUUGUGGGAUGGUUCUUCACUAUCCGGACCCUCGGGUGCAUCCAGUGCCUCACAGGACACAGAAGCAGCAGGAGCAGUGCUUGCCAGACUAUCAGUGGUAUGUUCCUGACCAGCUUCCGCCAGAUGCGCAGCACAAGGCAAAUGGUUCCUCCCAGGAGAAGGGAGGCCAUCGCUGACAGCCUCCAGCCUGGAGAAGCGUAAACCAAAGGCUGCAAGGCAAGGAACUCUUGCAGCUUCAUGAUUCUGUUUUCUUCUGAGGUUUUUUUUUUUUUUUUGCCCCUAGCUCCUUAUCUCUUCAGUGCAUGUGAUUUAUGUCUGGUAAAAUCCCUGAGAGGACAACAGAAAAGCAGCUCAUACAGGCUGGUGAUCCUCAGGAUCCAGUUAAACUCUGCUGGAAAGCGUUACUGCCCUUUGUUCUGAAGAUGCUGUUAGUGCUGCCUUGAGAGAAUCUCUUUAAAAGCCUGACGAGAAGAGAUGCAGCUCUUGCUGGGGAUUCAGAGUGUCAUAUCUGGUUUGAAUUCAAGAAUUCACAAUAUUGGUGUGAUUUUGUUGUUGUUUGGGAAUUAUGAGGGCUUUUAUUUGAUUCCAGGGAAUGAUUUGUUGACAUCGCCUUGAAUUCUCUCCUAUCCUCUCCUUCUUGGCUGGUACUAAGGAAAUCUGCUUCACUGUUUAAACCCAUUUGUGUAACUGUAAUCAGGAUACCACCAAUGCCAGGCCAGGUGGAAGGUGUCCACUUCCCCUUUUUGUGUCUGGGUUACAUCUCCUUUUGUUUUGGCUCUAGAAUUACAUGUAAAACAUAGUCACUGAGGCUUUUUUUUCUGUGUGUACUUAUUUGUAUUGCAAGAAUUUUAGUAGAAAUACUGAAUGGGUUUAACUUCUCAGUGAAUAUGGCUUUAUAUUUCCAAAUUAUUUUUGUAAUGAAU